Molecule: messenger RNA, 384 nt
Organism: Fusarium poae
Lineage: Eukaryota; Fungi; Ascomycota; Sordariomycetes; Hypocreales; Nectriaceae
Exons: 1
Coding region: 1-384 (127 amino acids)
Source: RefSeq, a predicted model, not a curated record
AUGACCACCAAGGUUCAGGAACUCAUUCCACUCGAGACCAUGAACUUCGAGGUACUACAAUCCGUUUUUCUCAUGACUCACUACUUCUCGACAAGCUACUCGCCGACAGCACACACAAACCUAGGAUCCAUGUCCUCUAGAAGGCAGCAGACCGCGGCGCCUAAAAUGAACGACGCAGGGGCAGUACCAGGGGACGUAAAUGCGAUACAGGUGGAGAUGGUAGAAGCCGUGAGAACGACUUUAGAUGGAGCACUACAGGAAGAGACAGUAGCACAGAUGAGAAAGGAGAGAGUAAUAAUAGAAGCGCAAAGGCGUAUCAUUCGUGGUGUUGCCAUAAUGGUAACCUGUGACGUUACGGUCGAGUCGGGGUCUCCGAAGUCUUGA